Striga asiatica is the source of this 681-nucleotide messenger RNA. The record is from the annotation of a GenBank genome assembly. NCBI's taxonomy places the organism in Eukaryota, Viridiplantae, Streptophyta, Magnoliopsida, Lamiales, Orobanchaceae.
AUGGUUUCUGGAGGUCAACAAAAUGAAAUUCCGACAAACAUUUUUUCUGAAACAACACAUCCGUUUGCAAUUCAUGGAGGUGACGGUGGUUGGAGUCACCCUGAUGACUCUAUGUUGGACGAGGCCAUGGCUGACAUGCUCUUCGGGAGCUCUGCCGCUGCCACAGAGUUUAUGGAGAACCUGCUGGAGGGCCAAUUCUCAGGAAUGCCGACCGCAAAACAUUUGUUGUUGAUCCCUGAGUUGUUGUCUGAUCGCCAUAAACGGCUUGUCUAUGCCCUUGCGGCCGAUAAGUUCCAGCACAUGUAUAUGACGAACGAGUAUGGGGUUGUGCCCUCAUUUCUUGAGGGCCUGGUUAGUUUCAUUUUGUACGGCGAGAAGCUCGAGCGUUAUGGAGUGUGUGGCAAGUGCCUGGUCAUGCUCCUGUCUGAAGUUCUUCGGCCCGAUGUUCAUAGGGAGGAUUAUGUUACUUGGGUUUGUGUUCGAGUUGCUCGUGCAUGUAGUGGCGAAAAGUUUUCGGCCCAUUCAUUGUUGUUCGAGCACACGAACCGGGAUGACAAUUGGCUCAUACUUAAGCUUUCUAUCCUUGCUACUAGAUGGAUGUUGCAUGUUCUUCAUUUGGCCCUGUUCUUUAUUUCAAAACUAAGGCACUGCUUGGUCUUUCUUUUAAAACCAAGGCUUUGA